This is a messenger RNA of Leptopilina heterotoma, 2772 nucleotides long. RefSeq lists its product as uncharacterized. The transcript is spliced from 2 exons. The record is from RefSeq and is a predicted model, not a curated record. The coding region runs from base 75 to 2651 and encodes 858 amino acids. Lineage: Eukaryota; Metazoa; Arthropoda; Insecta; Hymenoptera; Figitidae.
UGGAGGAAGAAGAUAAUAAAAAUGAGAAAAGAAAAAUCUACCGAAAGUUUAUAAGACCAGAUUAUAAACCAAGUAUGGUUUCUUCUCAAACUGCUGCAAUUUGGAGACAACGUGCUUUACAAAGAAAUACACAAUCUACACCAUCUGAUGAUAACAGAAUAGUUCACCAACUACACGAAUCCAGUGAUGACAAACAUGAAUCUGAUGUUGAAACAGUUUCUUCAUUAAGCUCUAAUGAAAUGUCUAUUAGUGAAAAUUCACUUAUUAAUGAUGUGCCUAGAGACGACGAAAUGCGGAUGGACACUAACCAAGAUUUCGACGAAGAAUUGAAUGAGCAUUCCGCCUCAGAAUCAAACACACAAAGUGAAGAUUUAGAUAGUGAAGAAUCAGAUCCCGAAUUUUUUGACAAUGUUGAGGGUAAUGAAGAUCCAAUUAAUAUAUAUCCGUGGGAAAAUAGAAUUAUGUUCUCACAAUCUAACUUAACAGUCAGAGAUGUAGUAGCAAUGACAAGAGGGUUUAGUUUACGAUUUGGACUGUCAUAUCAAGCACGGUUAGAGUUAACUAAUUUAUUAAAGUUAUGUGCAGGUCCUGAUUUUGACAGUCUAAAUCUGUCAAAUCAUAAAAUGUCUCGCAUGUUUGAACCUCCGGAAAAAUCAAUAACAUUUUCCUUCUAUUGUCCAGCUUGUAAAAAAGUACUGAUCUCAAAACAGAAAAAAAAAUCACAAGCAAUCCCUGAAGGAUUAUGCGAUAAAUGUGGAUCGCAAUGUAAUUUAUCGACUAAAAAAGGAAAAUACAUGUUGAUGGUAGAUUUAAAAUACCAAAUUGAACAAUUGUUAAAACUUAAUGAUGUAAAAACUUUUUUAAUCGACAGACAUAGAAGGCAAAACCCUGUUAACGAUAUUGAUGGAAGUAUAACAGACGUUCAAGACGGAACUUUGUAUAAAUUAAACAAUCCUACAAAUUCGCGAAACGUUUUGACGCUAAAUGCAUUUUUUGAUGGGGCAACCAUGAAAAGAAGUGGUAAUGAAAGUUUUUGGGCUAUUUUGGUAUCUAUGAACGAAUUACCAAUCAAUUUGAGAUUUAAAUACAUUAUGGUAGGAGGACUUAUGAUGGUUGAUAAGGAACCAAGCCCUGAUUUAAUAAAUGCCUUUUCAGAAGAAUUUUUAAAUUUAAUUGAAAUUUUGAAUACGCAAGGUGUUGAUUUAAUAGUAGGUAAUCGUCGCAUUAAUUUCAUCAUAAAUCUUUUGUUUAUUGUUGCAGACUCAGUUGCUAGGCCCUUAUUGCAGAAUCGAUGUCAAUAUAAUUCGUAUUGCGCAUGUAGUUACUGUUAUCAACUUGGACUGUAUAUUAAUCUCGUUAAAUAUAUCUUUGAUCCCGAUUUUAUCCUCAGAUCGCAUGAAUCUCAUGAACAGGAUGUUGAUGCUGUUAAAGAUCGCCAACAAAAUGUCAGACAUAGACAAAACAGUAGGAACAUAAGGAAUGAUCGUCGUACUUUCGUCAAUGGAGUUAAAGGUCCUUCGAGUUUCAUGAAUUGCAAUCAACGCGUUGAUAUGGUUUGGAGCUUUUCAUUCGAAUAUUUACAUGCUGUUCUUAUUGGAUCCGUUAAGCAACUAUGGGAAAUAUGGGUUGCAAAUGGUUUCUUAUCUCAAAAAGAUGUUGCAGACAUUAACGGAUUAAUUAGUACCAUUACAAUGGUUUUCAAAACACAUCGAGUUGCGCGAGGAUUUUCGUUCAAGUCAAAGUGGAAAGCAUCUGAGUGGAAAUCGUGGCUAUUGUUCUAUGGAGUGCCCUGCUUGAGAAAAUAUUUACCUCCCCACUGCCUCGAGCACUUUUCACUAUUAGUCAAUACCAUUUUUACUUUAUUGAAAACGAAAAUCACAGUGGAAGAGUUACUUCAAUGUGAAUUGGAUAUGAUACAAUUUGUCGGAGAUUUCGAGAUUUUAUAUGGUCAAAUAAGUAUGACUUUUAACGUACAUCUUCUACUCCACAUAGUUGAAUGUGUUCGACGUUGUGGCCCACUGUGGGAAACUUCGGCAUUCUGCUUUGAGAGUCACCUGCAUGUGCUGAAGCAGUUUGCACUAGGUCCUAAAAAACCAGAGCAGCAAAUGGCCUCAAAAUCAUUGGACAUCCUACAAUUUAAGAUUGAAGCAUCGAAAAACAUUUUUCAUUCUGAGACUGCCAGAUUGUAUUGUCAAAGAAUAUUUUCUCCUGCUUUGCUAUCGACGUAUGUUUCUGGAAGUACCUAUGGUGUAACAUUCUGUGGAAAGAGUUCACAUGUUCGAAUUACAAAUCCUGCUAACAAUGAAAUAAUUGAAGGAGAAUCUUUUUUAAAAUGCAUUUAUAAUGGUUGUGUUUAUAAAAGCGUAAAAAAUACUCUUUCUGAAAAAAGGAAUGCUACAGUUUUCAAAUUAAUCUCCGGUGAUGUUGUUCAAGUCCAAGAUAUUGUGAGAACAAACGACUCUUGCUUCUUGUCAGUAAUUAACUUAACUGUUAUUGACGACGAAUUAGUGAGACAUUUGUUUAGAGUUCUAGAAAAAGGUAAUACAGAAAUACUAAUAUCUAUAACUGAUGUUACUGAAAAAUUAAUAUUCAUCGAAUGUGAUGAAAAUAGUUAUGUCUGUCAAUUACCUCAGAGUAUCGAAAUACAGUAGAGUAAGCAACGGCGAAUACAUAACUGUACCGAUUUAUAUUUUCGUAUGUGCAUUCUUCAAUUUCUCGAAACUCUUUGCUAAUUUUCAAGCGAAUCAUAUGUAUAAUUUAGAAAUGGUGAUU